AUGCGGCCCCCGGCGCAUCGAGCAAAGCUCCCACACGGCUCGCUGAGGCCCCCGACAUCGCGUACCUCUGACCGCCCAUGUCCACGCCAGUUCUCGAACAAACAUCCCCGCCAAUUCCUCGUCGCGCACCAGGGCUCGCCCCGGCCACAGCUACCGUUCCUCUAUCCCUCGGGCCAGCACCUCUCCAAUGGCCAACUACAACGUCUGUUCUCCAUUAGCGCCAACCACAAGAAAUUCAUAAAAGAGACGGCGAAAUUGAGUGUGCGAUAUAGCAUCCUCAUCUUUCUCCUCUCAUCAUGCGUCAGUAUCGCAAGUCUGGGCAUAUUGAGCGAGCAGCAAGAGCGGGCCUUUCCGUCGCCGCAUGAGUGGAGUCUGAUUACGAGAUUCAGGUUCCGGCGAGGAAAGUGGUGGCAGGUGCCCGAAAACAACGAGGAAGAGGGUUUCCCCAACUGGGCACGGGUCUACUCAGAGCUGGAAUAUGCGCUGAAUCGAUUGGAACACCCGAACAAGGAUGGCGCGGGUUUAUCUGACCAGGAAGAGGGAGGGAUCUUGGUGCCCGGCGUAGGCAAGGCAGGCUUCGAUCUGACGGCCAAAAGCGAGGAGUGGCGACAAGGGUACUACGAAGUCUUGAUGGGCAUGGGCAAUGCUGCAGAAAGAUUAGAUGGAUGGGUGACGGACAAAUGGAGGAGAAACGUGUGGGCGCCAGAAUUCAUUCAAUCACCCUCGAAUCCACGACCGAAAGCUGUUCUUCCCGGCAUGCCCGAACCACCAGAUGAGCAGCAUCGCUUUCCCGCGGCGGAAGCACCAGAGACGUUCUACCUCAAGGUCAUCACCUCCAAGGGGUUUACAACAUAUCAACGGCUGUCAGCUGCGUUGAGCUACGCCGACUGGCUCAACUUCAGAAAGCUCCCCGACUCGGCGGAGGAAAUGUAUAGAUGGGCACUUGACAUUGCCAUUGCAGGCCUACCCACACCCGAGCCUUCGACAGUUAUCGACCGAGACAGUGCCAUUCUGUCGUCUACGGCACCUAAGGAAGCAGUAACACCAAACAUCCUCUACGCGGCGACAAACCUGGCUACUUUUCUGGCGGAACAACGAAGAGUCUCGUCCGCACUCCCAAUCUUCGUCUCGCUGCUCCGUGCUCGUAUCGAAGCCCAGGAGGCGCAUAUUCCUGCGGUCCAGGCACAAAAGGACUCUACCCUCAUCGGUACUCUGUUCAGCUUGCUGCGUGAACCCGACUAUCCAGAGGUGCCACCCUCAGGUGACGAACCACUCCUCCGCAAAGAAAGCGACCGCUGCGAAGAAGCCGCCUUGAAGAACUAUAUUGGCGAGAUCCUUUUCGCGACAGCCGGCAACUCAUCUAGUCAACGCCAACAGGGCCUCUCAUGGGUGCGCGAUGGUGUCUCUACCUCCAAGCUCGCGCAAUCGCUCGAACCCAUACGCGCCAACGACGACCUCCGCAAGAAGUGCGAAAAGUGCGAGGAGGUCGGUCUCGAAUCGUGGGGGAAGAUCAUGACUUAUUUGGCUGCUGAGGCCCGCGAGAAGCGGGAUCAGGCGAAGAGUGGAGGUCUGAAGGGGCUGGUGUGGAAGGUCAAGGGCACCAAGGCCCUGGAUGAGGAUGUGGAGAACCUAGAGGGUGAAGAAGAGGGUGUCAUUCUCCGACUCAACAAGCUCAGAAGCAAAAUGCUCAAGGAGGAGUAUGAGGAGAUGGAUCGCAAGUUUGCGCGAACCUUUGUAUUCUAG
Molecule: messenger RNA, 1743 nt
Organism: Alternaria metachromatica
Lineage: Eukaryota; Fungi; Ascomycota; Dothideomycetes; Pleosporales; Pleosporaceae
Exons: 1
Coding region: 1-1743 (580 amino acids)
Source: RefSeq, a predicted model, not a curated record